UGGGGCGUGAUGUCAUAAGUCCCCUCCCUCACCAGAUAUAGAUUCAUGUUGGACCUGCUCUCUCUAUCACUCAACAGUCUUGCACAGUGAGAAGAAGUCUAAGUCAAUUGUUACCUUUUAGUGAAAUCUUCCAGCACCCUCCACAGCCAGCGCAAGAAAAUGCUCCCCAGGCUGUUUCUGUUCGUCCUCGGUGGGAUUGUACUCCUGAGCUGUGGGACAACACAGAGAAUACCGAGAGUCAAAAGACACAAUCUGAAGGUCCGGAUAAAUGCCACAGGGGACACAAUUACCUUCAAGUUUGUUCGGCCAAGCCCAGACACCAAGCUGGAAGGUUAUAUCCUUGGAUAUGGAAGCAGCAUGUUUUCCAAACAGUUCAUCCAGCUGCCAGAAGAUGGGGUGCCUUAUGAAACAGAAGUCGAUGCUGAACCCAAGUAUCUGAUAGCGGUGCAGCCAAUCCCAGCCAAUGACGUGAAGAAACAAUGCACAGGCCAAGUCAACCUUGAGAAACCCCUUCAUCUUGUCAUCGGCUCUGUGACACCCACGUCUGUCUUGCUGUCUUGGGGAAUGUUCUUGAAAAUGCCUUAUGAAGGAAGCAUAAUGAAUGACUGCCUGGAAGAUGGAAUUCAAGAGUGGAUACUCUUGUACAUUUUAAGACACUACACUGUGAGGUACAGGCCAAAACAGCAUAACAAGAAGUGGACCUACCAGACCUGCCCCACCAGAGACACUGUCAUUGACAGACUGAGGCCCAACACCCCUUAUGAGUUUGGUGUAAGGCCCAGCAAGAACAAACAGGAUGGAGUGUGGAGCAGGCCAGUUGUUUAUUCAACAAAUGGGAAAGAUGGACCCAGGAAACCAAAUGGACCCAUGAAACCGAAUGGACACAUGAAACCAAAUGGACCCAUGAAACCAAAUGGACCCAUGAUGAACCCCAGAAAAGAAGAGAAGCCUCAAACUGAUAAGCUUUUGAAGCCGGUGAUUCCAUCAGUCAAAGAUCCAUUACCGCCCAAAAUCAUGGUUCAUGACAAGACCCUACCACCAGUGUUUCCCCAUACAAAUCAUCCUGGCUCUCCUUCAACAACCAGGAGACCUCUUGCAUCACACAGAAAGCAGCCGGACACACCCACAGACCCAUCAUCCAAGUUACCUCACAGGACACAGGGUACACUGGGUAUAGCAAACAGUUUUACAAAGGUCCCGUCCUCACCUGCUGAUGUGCCAGACACCACUACCCAAUUCAUUCCUUCCAAAACCCUCACUACAUCUGCCACUCCAGUUGUUAUUCCUUCUGUAAACGAUGAAAAGCAUCAAGGGCAAGCUCAAACCAGAGCAGAUACUCCAACCACAAGACCACAGAUUUCCUCAACUAAAACAACUGAAAGACAUCAGAUUUCUCUGGCUAAAGGUGAAACAUAUCAAGGACACUUUGUAUCCAAACCAUCCAUUGCUACUCUCAGACCAAAUGUUAUCUGGGAUAAAAGAAAUCCCUUCCGUAACUUCACAGCCCCGACGGCAAAUCCCUCAAGCCCCUCAAUCCACCAGCCAUAUAGAAAACCUUCAAUGAGAACUUUUUUUAAUUCAUCUAACGGAUUAACACGCCCGGGACAUGUCCCACCCGGGCCAAUUAAUACUGCUCAAGCAACAGAGAACCGUCGCCAGGUAAAUGGAGAACAACAUAAAGGAAAUGUGCGGCCCAAGUGGCAACAAAGCAGCAUAGCUAACAACUCAUUGUUGGAGGAUAUAGCACCUGCAAUCCCUGAUCAUUAUGAAUGGUCAGAGUCGACACUGGGUAACAAUUUCUCUGGAGAUCGGUCUUCAAAUCCUGGCAGUGGUAGUCGCCCUGGGAGUUUUGGUAAUGGUUCCGUAAAACCUGGCACUGUUCUUAAGCCUCAUCAGACAGUGAUUCCCAGACAGGGAUCCCCAUCCCAAAUCACCACUAACACAGUAGUGGACAAGUCUGGUAAGAAAGAUCCAAGAAAGCCAAAUGACAAAAUUCUGAAGGUAGUCAUACCUUCGGUGACUCCAAAGCCUAACAAACAAGAAAGGAGACAAACAACCACAAUAAGUCCUCCCACAAUGAAUGCCUCCAGGUUUGACAUUGGCGUCAACUCUUCAGUCUUUAGCUCAGUUCCUUUGUCAGAUGUGGAUGCAAUGGGACAAAAGCGCUUUACAGCCCCUCAUGUUGUAUAUAAAGUGGAUAAGAAGCCAGAUGAGCCUUGUUCUAUCACAAACUCCCUCAGCCAUUUUCCUGAGGAAGAAGUUAGUGACCAGAAUGCCACUGCUGCUCCCAGAAAUCCUCCUACAAACCUGACUGUGGUGACUGUGGAGGGCUGCCCUUCCUUCAUCAUCCUGGACUGGGAAAAGCCCGACAAUGACACAUCCACAGAAUAUCAAGUAACCACAAAACAAAUAAAUAGCUCUGGAGUUCAAGAUGAAUCGGUACUGACGACCAACCAGACCCACUCUGCUGUGGAAAAUCUGCAACCCAACAGCAGUUAUGAGUUUACAGUACAAGCCAAAAAUGAGUUUGGAACUGGUCCACCUAGUGAUCCAGUGACUUUCUCCACUGAAUCUGCUGACCCCCGUGUGAGUGAAAAUCUAUCAGGAAAAGACGCAAUAUGGACAGAGUUCCCAUUCAAGCCUGACACGUACUCCGAGUGCAACGGGAAACAGUAUGUGAAAAGAACAUGGUACCGAAAGUUUGUUGGUGUCCAGCUCUGCAACUCCUUGAGAUAUAAAAUUUAUCUCAGUGACUCCCUCAAAGGAAAGUUCUUUAACAUAGGAGACCAGACAGGACAUGGAGAAGAUCAUUGCCAGUUUGUGGAUUCCUUUUUGGAUGGGCGGACAGGACAUCAACUCACUGGAAACCAGCUGCCACCUAGAGAAGGAUAUUUUAGAGCUGUCCGCCAGGAACCUGUCAACUUUGGGCAAAUAGGAGGAAAUUCCCAUAUUACCUAUGUGCCCUGGUAUGAGUGUGGGACAACAAUACCAGGGAAGUGGUAAAACCAUCAGGGGAGUCUGGUGAGAAAAUUGAGGGUGGGGGGGCUAAUGGAAAAAAAAGUGGAGGCAGGAGAGAGGAGGAUGAUUACCUAGUAUUAAUAUAGCAUCCCCUUACAUGUAAACCUCAGCCUUUCUCAUGUAUAAAAUGUGUAUAGGACCUACGCAAUCAAGAAUUUUAUUGAGUAUAUUUGUAAUAUGUAAUAGUAAUUAUCUCAUUAUUUAUCAAAAAAGGUGACAGAGAAACUCAACUGAAAAAGGGUGUGUCAAAAGAAUCAUGAAAUAAAUAAGUAAAUAGAAUAAAAUAAUGGGAAGCUGGCUCCCUGAAAGUAUUUUGAUAACUUGUAUAUUAUUUAUCGAAGCAUUGUAUUAAAAUGUUCGUUCUGGUGGUUUAUCUGCAGACAAGGGAGUGGACCUAGGCACAGGGCUUCACAGGAAGAGCAGUAAUGCGUCUCUUCCUGAAAUCGCUGUAGAAAUGUCAGUAAGGGAUGCAGAUUCCGUGAGCCGCAUUAUGGUUUAUAUAUCGUACAGAGGUAUUAUAACGUUGAAAUAGAUUCCUGGAAGAACCGACAUAGAGGAAUCGUGGUGUGUCAUUCUGUUCAUUUUCUUGACUUUGGUGCUUUACAAAAAAACACUUUGUCAGCCAAACAGCAAUGUUGUCGGGCAGAUGCAGAGGUGGAAUUUGCAUUUGAUGUCUCAAUUAUAUCCAAAGCCUUCACACCUAUUCAAUUCCUUCUUGCGCCAGUCAGUGGCUGUAGUCUGAAGGGGUUUACAAUUGCAAUUUGCACAAUAUGUAUUUAUAUGUAUAUGGAGAAUAAUAAGCCCUUUUAACAUGAACUUGGAAUAAAUCAUUUCCCUUUACGCUUGUGAACCACCAGUCUCUUCAUGCAUACGUCCUGCUAUUUUUCAUAAUCUCAUACAUGGAUUAACUAAGGGUGUGGUAUUUAUGCAUUCUAAAAAAGAAGGGUUUACUUCAUACUAUAUUUGUAAGCGCAAAAGGAGUUCUUCAUCGUCUAGAAUCUAUAUUUGUACAGAAAUCAAAGCUCGCAAGCAGCGACAGCGGUUAAGAUUUUUUUAAUCAUUAUUUUUUUGUAACAUUAAAUUGUAAUUUUUUUGACAUGUAUGAUCUUUCCAAUACAUAUUUUCAUUAAUAAAGAAAAGAUUUACUUUUUCCUUUUUUAA
Lepisosteus oculatus (spotted gar) is the source of this 4179-nucleotide messenger RNA. RefSeq names its product target of Nesh-SH3 (gene abi3bpa). The record is from RefSeq and is a predicted model, not a curated record. Lineage: Eukaryota; Metazoa; Chordata; Actinopteri; Semionotiformes; Lepisosteidae. Gene Ontology annotation, molecular function: protein binding. Gene Ontology annotation, biological process: positive regulation of cell-substrate adhesion; extracellular matrix organization.